Messenger RNA from Ruditapes philippinarum (Manila clam), 2707 nucleotides. Its product is annotated as fatty acid desaturase 6-like. Gene Ontology annotation, molecular function: oxidoreductase activity, acting on paired donors, with oxidation of a pair of donors resulting in the reduction of molecular oxygen to two molecules of water. The record is from RefSeq and is a predicted model, not a curated record. Lineage: Eukaryota; Metazoa; Mollusca; Bivalvia; Venerida; Veneridae. Bases 77 to 1120 code for a protein of 347 amino acids. Gene Ontology annotation, cellular component: membrane. The transcript is spliced from 2 exons. Gene Ontology annotation, biological process: lipid metabolic process.
ACAUGAUACGACACGUGAUUCUAUCGCUGUCAAUGACAUCCAAAUAAUCGAACUAGGCAUACGCAAUAAACCGAAAAUGAAGGCAAAUGGGAAGAAAGGAGAGAACGUAUACGAUUCAGUGAAACUAGAUAACUUACCAAAGUUUUCGGACUUACGGUCUAAGGUUGAUGUUGUCAUUAAACAAAGUUCUUGGUGGGAUUUAUACGGUGUGGACUGGGCUAUAACUGGAAUAUUCGUUGCUCUUUUCCCAGUCAGUUUGUUGCUUAUCCGAUCGGAAUCAUGGGUGAACAUAGGCACAGGUAUUUUCCUGUUAGGCUGGAUGCAUUCAGCAUUAGCUACAAAGAACGGCCACCUCUCGGCUCAUGGAUCUUUAAGCAGUAAUAAAUCAUGGACACGGCCACUGUCCGUGUUAUUUGUCGAGAUAAUUGGGUCAUUUUCUGAAGAGCUUGCGUAUGACAUACACAUAAAAGAACAUCACCCUUACACCAACAUUGUCGGAAUUGGUGACUCUAGCACGUGGAAAAUGCCUUUUCUACCAAGGUAUGUGUACAUGUUCGUGGCGCCUCUGCUUCUACCGCCUUUUACCCCUCUCGUCUCUAUCGCGGGGCUUGUGGAAAAGAAAGCUUUCUUUGGACUGGUGAAGUACUGCGUUCGUGCUGGCUUUGGACUUUUUGUAUUGGUAUACUCACUAAUGAAUGUAUCCCACUGUAGCUUAUGGGGUGCACUCGCUAUUGUCUGGGCGUCGAGGGCCAUGCUAUCGAUACCUUAUAUACAUGUUAACAUUUUCCAGCAUAUUGGAUUACCAAUGUAUGCCAAGGAAAGCAAACCUGUUCGGUUGUACCAAAUGACAACAGGCGUGUUGAACCUGCCACGAUCGCCCUCCAUAGACUAUGCAUUCGGACAUUCUAUAAUCAGUUGUCACGUGGAACACCAUUUGUUUCCAAAUCUAUCUGACAACAUGUGCUUAAAGAUCAAACCAGUUGUGUCGAAGUUUUUGAAAAACAGUACGCUACCUUACAACGAGAAAUCCUACAUGAACAGACUUGGACUCUUCCUUGAAAAAUACGAUACCUUAAUGGUCAACGCACCACCAAUAACACAUUUUGUUGGCAUACAGUAAUUGGGGAAAAAAAUAAUUACACACACAUGACAAUUAUUAGUUUGAUUUUGCACGAGGAUUACAAACGGUACAUGACAAUUUUAUAAAGAUUUUUUUUUUCAUUUCGCCUUAAUAUACGUUAAUAAAAACCGGAGAAAGGUUAAUAGGAAAAUAGGAAAUUGCUUGUACAUUGUAUGAGUGUUGGGAGAAGUUAAAUUUUGAGUAAGAAAUGUUUUGAAAAUAGAUAAGGACAAAUGUGUUCAGGUGUACAUGUUAAAUUUUAAUGUCUCUGUAGACUUGAGUAGUACCCAAUGUUUUAGACAGUUUUGUAUUUCAUUGUAUUUAUGUAUAUCUUCCACAGAUUUAUUAUUUAUUUACGCUCAACACUAGCUGUUAUCCAUUACAUGUCAGUGUUAUAGAUAGAUGAAAUAUAUGACUGUCAAUUCACUACUUGUAAAUGAUAUAUUAAGAUUUUAAAAUCAGUAUCUUGAGAAAACAUAUAACGAUCAAGUUCUUCGGUAGAUUGUUACAUCGGAAGAUAAAAUAGCUUUACAAUUGUUUUUAUGUUAAAAAACAUCAUUGUCAUCAUCAACAAAUUCGUCGUCGUCGUCAUCGUCAUAAUCAUCUCCAUCAUUAGUAAUCACUUCACUCAUCUUUGCGUUUACUCUCAAAGGUAAAGACUUAUUACGUGUAAUUUGGAAAACAAAAAUGGCUUUAAAUUUUACUUUUGUUAACUUCAGCUUCUUUUGUAAUGUUGGCGAUUGCAUAUAGUGAUUUCUCUAACAUAGUAUUAAACUUGGAAAUUGUUCACUUUAAUUUCAAGUAUUUUGAUAAUGAAAUAUUGUUGUUUUAUUUUUCGACCACAUUGUUUUAUGUAGCUGUAUACAAAGUUUUUUUCCAUCAAUGUUAGUUGGCUGCAUGGUUGGCAUUUGUAGCCUUAAAUAAAACAUUUGCCUUAUUAAGUAUUUAAUGACAACUACUUUUACUUAAAAUCAGUCAAUAUUGGGCACAUGGUAAUUUUCUUCUGGGCAUUGUACAUUGUAGCAUUAAAUGUUUUGUGUAGAAUUGCGAAAUUCAGGAACAAGGCUUUUACAGUUUAUAUGUUGUAUCAUUUCAAUAUUGUUAAAUAAAUAGUGUAUGUAUAUGCAGUUCGUUCAUGUAUUUCAUGUUUUAAGGAGACCAAUGCAUGCAGAUAUGAAAUAUAUUGAUUAAUGGCAUUAUGAGCCAAAAUCUUUUUUUUUUUCAUUAUGGACGGGACGCCAUAAAAAUAAAACCAGAAUUAUUUUUAAAAAAAUUAUGCACAUACAUAAUGAUAUACAUGAAACUGAUUACAAUAUGCACCCAUCAUACUGUGUAAAAUAUCUUAUUAAUUUUAUUUCAUUCUUUUUUGAAAUUUCAAUUUUUAUAAUGCUUGAAAAAAGAACAUGUUUUUUUUAUAUAAUUGUUAGUACAUGUAGUCUGUUUUUGUGUUUGAAGAUAAUUGUAUUACAUUUUGUAUUAAAUUUUAUAUUAUUAUUUUGAUUAUAUAUGACAAUGCUUUACAUGUUGUUAUUUCUGUGAUAAUUUAAGUUGUUAAUUAGAUAAAUGUUAUGAUUUUAAAUAAAGAAU